This is a messenger RNA of Neogale vison (American mink), 6866 nucleotides long. It is a transcript of the gene PLEKHG1, whose product is annotated as pleckstrin homology and RhoGEF domain containing G1. The transcript is spliced from 16 exons. The record is from RefSeq and is a predicted model, not a curated record. The coding region runs from base 178 to 4356 and encodes 1392 amino acids. NCBI's taxonomy places the organism in Eukaryota, Metazoa, Chordata, Mammalia, Carnivora, Mustelidae. Gene Ontology annotation, molecular function: guanyl-nucleotide exchange factor activity.
GCUGGGAUAUGUUACAACAGUUCUGCUCUGAAUGCGAUCUAUGGAAACAAGUUAUCCAACAAUGGAAUUAGUCCAGAAGAUGUGCACCUGUUGCGUCCUGAAGUGCCAUCAGCUGUAACAGGAACUCCCGACCGCAAGACCUCCUCCAGGCGUCCCGGCGCCCAGGAACCCAAGGCCAUGGAGCUGUCCGACAGCGACCGACCCGUCAGCUUCGGCUCCACGUCGUCCUCCGCUUCUUCCCGGGACAGCCACGGUUCCUUCGGCAGCAGAAUGACCUUAGUCUCCAACAGCCACUUGGGCUUGUUUCACCAAGAUAAGGAAGCCGGGGCCAUAAACCUGGAGCUGAUUCCAGCCCGGCCGUUUUCCAGCAGCGAGCUGCCGCGGGACCUCCCCGCGGGGCCCCGGAGCACGGACGAGGGCACAGCAACUCCCCCCCGGGCCCCACGGAGGAUGGAAGCCCACGGGGCAAGCAGGACAGGUGGCCCGUCGUCGGCCACGAGCCCCAAGCUCCUCUAUGUGGAUAGAGUCGUUCAGGAGAUUCUAGAGACCGAAAAGACUUACGUGCAGGACUUGAAAAGCAUCGUAGAGGAUUACCUAGACUGCAUCAGGGACCAAACAAAACUUCCCCUGGGGACAGAAGAAAGAUCAGCCCUCUUUGGAAACAUACAAGAUAUCUACCACUUCAAUAGUGAACUUCUACAAGAUUUGGAAAACUGUGAAAAUGAUCCUGUGGCCAUAGCAGAAUGUUUUGUGUCCAAGAGUGAAGAGUUCCACAUCUACACGCAGUACUGCACCAACUACCCAAGGUCCGUGGCCGUGCUGACGGAGUGCAUGCGCAACAAGAUGGUGGCCAAGUUCUUCCGGGAGCGUCAGGAAACUCUGAAACACUCGCUGCCUCUGGGGUCCUAUCUCUUGAAGCCGGUUCAGCGGAUUCUCAAAUAUCAUCUCCUCUUGCACGAAAUAGAAAAUCACCUUGACAAGGACACCGAAGGCUACGACGUGGUGCUUGAUGCGAUCGACACGAUGCAGCGAGUGGCCUGGCACAUCAACGACAUGAAGAGGAAGCAUGAGCACGCGGUCCGGUUGCAGGAGAUACAGAGUCUGCUCACUAACUGGAAGGGGCCAGACCUGACCAGCUAUGGGGAGCUGGUGUUGGAAGGCACCUUUCGCAUCCAGCGCGCCAAGAACGAGCGGACGCUCUUCCUCUUUGACAAGCUGCUGCUCAUCACAAAGAAAAGAGACGACACGUUCACAUACAAAGCCCACAUCCUGUGCAGCAACCUCAUGCUCGUGGAAGUGAUUCCGAAGGAGCCGCUCAGCUUCAGCGUCUUCCACUAUAAGAACCCGAAGCUGCAGCACACAGUUCAGGCGAAGUCCCAGCAGGACAAGCGCCUGUGGGUUCUGCACCUGAAGAGGCUGAUCCUGGAGAACCACGCAGCCAAGAUUCCGGCAAAGGCCAAGCAAGCAAUACUUGAAAUGGAUGCCAUUCAUUAUCCUGGGUUCUGUUACAGUCCUGACGGGGAGACAAAAGCAUUGUGUGGUUCUAAAAACGGUUCUGCUCCAUAUCGGCUGAGAAGAAAGUCAGAACCUUCCUCAAGGUCACAUAAAGUUUUGAAGACCAGUGAAACAGCACAAGACAUCCAAAAGGUUUCCAGAGAGGAAGGGUGUCCCCAGCGGACCUCCACGGGGCCAUCUCCUGCCCAGAGGAACAGCCAGCCAAGCAGUUCUGCCGUUAUCAGCGUGCUUCGCGGGGGAGGAGCCAUCAGGAACAUCUGGACGGACCACCAGAUCAGACAAGCCCUGUUCCCGAGUCGUCGGUCCCCUCAGGAGAACGAGGAUGACGAAGAUGAUUACCAGAUGUUCGUGCCAUCCUUCUCCUCCUCAGACCUGAACUCCGCCAGACUGUGUGAAGACAGCACUUCCAGUCGCCCCUGCAGUUGGCACAUGGGACAGAUGGAGCCCGCAGAGCCCGCCAGCUCUGGCCACCGGGUGGUCAGGCGGGCCAGCAGCGCCGGCGAGAGCAACACAUGCGCUCCUGAAAUAAGAAUUAGGGACAGCGGCGGCUCUCAGUACAGCCCCCGACGGGAGCAGCAGGGUGACCCGAAAACAGAAGGACAGGACGGAAUGACUCCCUUUGGGUCAUCUAUAGAGCUGACCCUCGAUGAUAUAGACCACGUCUAUGACAACAUAAGUUACGAGGACUUAAAACUAAUGGUUGCUAAACGGGAAGAAGCUGAGGCCAUGCCCCCGACAACAGCCAGGGACCCCGUUCGCCCCAAGAGCACGCCAGAGCUCGCCUUCUCGAAGACGCAGCCGGGCUCCGAGAAGAGCUCUCGGCAUGCGGAGAGGGACGGAGCUUUAACAGGUCACCGGGCCCCGAACCAAAGCACACAUGAACUCCAGAUGGUCGAGGAGAACAUCUACGACACCAUAGGGCUCCCAGAUCCGCCCUCCCUGAGCUUCAAAUGCAGCAGCCUGACGCGCCCCAAGAGGAGCACCUUCCUAGGUCUGGAAGCCGACUUCGCGUGCUGUGACAGUCUGAGGCCCUUUGUUUCCCAGGACAGCCUCCAGUUCAGUGAGGACGAAACCCCUUACCCCCAGAGACCCUCCAAUAACGACUACUUGAGUUUGCUCUAUAACUCCUUCAGCUGCAACCUGUCUCUCGGUGAUAAAUCUAUCUCGGACAAACUGUCUGAGGAAGUGGACGAAAUCUGGAACGACCUGGAAAAUUACAUCAAGAAAAACGAAGUCAAAGCUAGAGACCGGCUCCUGGCAGCCUUUCCCGUCAGCCAAGAGGACGUGCCGGACAGGCUGCACUCUGAGAGCACCCCCGAGCUGGGGAGAGAGGCCGCGUGCUCCGCGUCUACCCUCUCGCUUCCUGAGGGCCACGCUUUCCUCACACCACUGAGAGACAAGCCUGGCAGAGCUGGCCGGACCAACUGCCCGUUUGAAGAGGACCUGAUUGCUAAAGAAGGCUCCUUGAUGAGCCUUAACCGGCUGUCUCUGGCCAGUGAAACACCCACCCUGGAAAACCCUUACGACUUGGCCAACAGCAGUCUCUCCCAAACAGACUUGGAAAACCCUGCCCCUGGGAUGGAUGCCACAGAUAAGACGAGAAGCAGGGUUUUUCUGAUGGCCAGGCAAUAUAGUCAGAAGAUCAAGAAAGCAAAUCAGCUUUUAAAAGUGAGAAACCCAGAGCUGGAGCAGCCACUGGCCAGCCAGCAGCCUAAAUCCUCGGACAAAGACCUGGCGGCCAUCUUGGAAGAAAAGAAGCAAGGGGGUCCCGCCAUCGGGGCCAGGAUUGCUGAGUAUUCCCAACUGUACGACCAGAUCGUAUUCAGAGAGACUCCCUCCAAGCCUCAGAAGGACGUCUGGGCCAGCCCUCCAGAAACUCGCAGCCCCAGGUCCCCAUCACCUUCCCAGGCCCAACAGAGCAGCGAGGACUGGCUUUUGCAUUCCACCUACAGUAAUGGAGAAUUAGCGGAUUUCUGUCCCCGGCCGGAGCCCGACUUGAAGUCGACACAUCCCACUCCGGAGACUAGUACAAAAAGCAUCCCGAGACAGCUGUCCACGGCUUGCUCUGUGCCUUCCCUUCCGUCCUCCGACCCUCUGCUGGGCUCCGUGCAGAGACACAGCGUGAUAGUCCGUCAGCCCAGCCAGGAGCUCUCUCUCCAGGCCUACCUGUACAGCUCCUUGGGUCGGACAGGCCUCAGUGGUAGAUGUCAGCCUUACAGCCGGUCCCAGUCCUCUUCCUCUAUCCUGAUAAACAAGUCAGUGGACUCCAUCAACUACCCCGGGGAGGGGGCAAGGAAACAGCUGCUGUCUUUGCACAAAAGUCCGAGGUGUGAGAGCCACCAGGACGUGCGGCCCGGCCUGGCCGACUCCUGCCAGCAGGGCACUGAAAAACGCUCUGAUCUCACGCUCCGAGACUCCCAGAAGGUUCUGGUAGUAAAUAAAAGUUUACCCUUAAAUGCCCAAAGAGCGACACAGAACUAUUUCUCCAAUUUCAAAGAGACUGGAGGAGACGAAGACGACUACGUGGAAAUCAAGUCAGAAGAAGACGAGUCGGAGGCAGAGCUCGCCCAGGGCCGGAGGAAGACGUCGGACCCACGGGUUGCGGAGGCUGGCUUUUCGGAGGGCGCCUGCAGCAACGACACCUCUUACUCCUUGAACAGUCCAUGCUCUCCAAAAAAGCCAGUAAGCGACAAGCUGGGGAUGUCCCCCUAUCUGGCAUCCUAUAGCGACCCGGACAAACUGAGUGACUAUCUCUGGAGGGGGCCGUCUCCCAACCAGCAAAACAUCGUCCAGUCGCUGAGGGAAAAAUUUCAGUGUCUCAGUUCAAGCAGCUUUGCCUGAGGCUCUUUGGAGAAGUCACCCAAGUCCAUGUCACGGCGGGGGAGGGGGGUGGGCUCAUGAAGGACAGAUCCCGGGAGGUGUUUUCUAUGUCCCAGAUUAAAACAAUUUUGUAAUAUCCCAGGAGUGUCAACCAUGCUUUCUUCCAUGGCACAACUUUUAGAAACGGCUGCCAGGGCAGCCGGGGUUGUACUGUCCGACCAGUGUCAGCCUCUCCCGGGGUGUCUUCCUGACGCUGACUGUCUUCAUGUUUCAUGUAAGUCAAUCUUACUUGAAAAUGUUUUAGGUUUUUCUUUUUUUUUUUUUUUUUAAACCUGGUGGCCAUGAUAGUUUCUCCUGUGUCCUGGCAAGAGUGCCCCGAGUCUAAGAAAGGCAGCAGUCCUCUCCUCUCCAGAAGCCACGAGUAGUUGGAUUCUAAGACCCAAAGGCAGCCAGGAGGCCUUUCCACAUUGUUUGAAAGAGGAAGGGAAACAAACUAAAGCUGCUCAACGGAUGAUGCCCAGCACACCUGCCAUUUUGGUUCCAUUCGGGACAAGACCCUAGAAUCACGUAAGCUAGAGAUCUCUCGUGGGAGCGUGCGUGCACCUUGCCCGUCUCACUCUGCGUGGGUUGCUCCUACAUCUGUUCACUGGAUCGUAGAAAUCGGGUAUAGCUAUGGGACGUUAGGGGGAGCAAGACCGAUUCUCUAGAACCAAAGAUCCUUACCUGUACUCCUGGACACAUUCCAGAGAAUGUACUGCUUGUUGGGUUUAGUUUUGAUGGCUGGAGUCAAAGGAACGAUCUCCUCCAGUGCUCAAAGGAAACUAGGACCAAGAAAAUGCAAAUGGACUUAACUGUUAGAAAGCAUGGGGACAGCUUGCUCAUGUCCUCCUGUGAAUGCGGAAGGCAGGGGUGGAAGUAGGAGCUCUCCGUGCAAUAUUUUUGUGUGUAUCUCUAAUCAACACAAAGUAAACUGUGAGCUAAACUAAAACGCUUUAGGGCCACCCUUUGUAGAGCAGUUUUUCAUGUGUGCUUUCCUGAGUUCGGUACCUCAGACCAAUGACCUGAUCCCCAGUCUUGAGGAUUUCGUUGGCUGCGAUGAAAUUUAUUUGCUAAACUCAACAUAACAUGGGGGCCUUUUCUCAUUGUUUUGAGGCACAUAAAAGAAUUGGAUCUUUGGCUACUAAGCUCUGACUAAUAUUCUUUGAUGUUGUCAUUACGGUCUUCAAACAACAGUCCCUUGUGAUAAUCAGGGACCAAUCUAAGGAUCUAUGGGAGGGAACAGAAAAUUAAAAGCAAGGCCUUAGGAGUAAAAAGCAAAAAUCAAAGAAGCAAAAAGGAAAAGUGAAGGCCGAUCUGUUGCUAUUUCAUAAAAAUGUUCUGUUUUAUGGAAGACUCCAGUCAAUCCAACAAGGAUGUUUUCUCAAACAAGAAUGUUAUAUUCUCCUUUCAAGCAAUUCUACAUUCUAGAACCUCUUCCCCAGUGGGUUCAAUUUUCAUUGAUAUCAAGGGGAUCUGGGCUUUCUAUUUAAAGGGAAUCUCUGAUACUGAUUUCAAUCGAUGCCCUCUAACCAUAAUUCUUUUCCUCUUCUUAAAGUCCUGCACCUCUGUUUCUUAACCAUGAAACGUCAGAUGUGACCAUCCUUAUUUUAUAAACAGGUACUUCUGGCACUCGUUUUUUUCCUUUUAAAUAACAAAAAUAACCCCAGUUUCUUGCUUCUUUAUACACUUCCUUCUUCUAGCAGCUUAUAAAACCAAGUCUGUGUUGAAUGGCAUGGUUCUAGAAACAUUCCUGCUUUCCCUGCCUUUCUUUAAACUCAAUACAAGUUUCCAAGAAUAAGAGUAUCAGAAAAGACAAGCCCCAUAGGGAAAGUAUGUUCUCAGACUUGCAAGAGGUCGUCACAGGUGGGUUUGCAAAACAAAGUUACCUGAUUUUUCUUGUCCUAAGAGUGGAGUUUCCUAUUUUUGCCUUUUAGUUUGUAUGAGCCCCAAUUCUAUAUUAUCCAUAUAUUACGGUGGUGUCUUACUCUCAGACAUUAUUAAUUCAUCAUACCAGUAUCUCAUUACACGGCUUCGAUGUUACCUACAGGAGUAUUCUCUGCUGCAGGAAGGUGGAUAUCUUGCUUUAUAAAAUGUCUGGGUGGUUGUCUUUAUGUUCUAGGACAAGUCUUUAGCUUCAUAGACCACUUCUGUCAACCAGGAUGCAGAUUUUGAGAGCUGUGUGUAUAUGUAUAAUCAUGUUUGUGUUUUUCCUCAGAGUUACCAGUUAAAUGCUUCUGUUUCAGAUAGUUUCAUUUGGAGGUGGGGUAAGAUUGUAUAUAAUUGGGGGGGGGAGUUAUAUGUACUUAAAAGUAUGACAAGUUCUUAUUAGGGCUCUGUACUGAAGGUUCAAUUUUUUUUUUUAAGUUCACUUUUCACCUACUCUUUGUGCAAAAAAAAAUGCAUCUAGGAAAAGAUAGUUUAAAUAUUGUAUAUAAGAUAAUGAAAAUUAGUAAUGCUCAUUAUUUAAUAAAGUUUGUAAAGUACAAAGUCAA